UCGACGUACCCCUCCCGUCAGGCUACGCGUGAUUUUUCUCGCAGUGUCGGAAGUCAGUGCUUGCUCCCAGCUAAUCAACGCGGGCCCUUCAGCGAGACUUGGUCGAUAUUCUAACGAGAAUCUGCGAUUGAUUCGAGACUAGAGCACCCGACCGCUAGUCUCACCGUCGCGAAGCACCCAUGGUACAGUUUUCGUCUCCGUUGUUAGACGCGAAGCAGCUGCAGCAAUGUCUGGAUCCCAUCCACAAUCUAACAGAGCGGGACAUCACCAAGCCCACACCAGAGGUCAUGCGCCUCUUCUACGACGCGGCAGUUCGCGUGCUAAUGGGCCGCGACGAGACGUGCCUGCAGGAGGACGAGGGGGAGCGCCACCUCGACUUCCCCGACCUGCACGGGGACGGCGCCAGCAACCUCGCUCUCUUCAACUCGCUCCGCGACCUCUUCGCCUCCGCGGGCGCCGAGUGGUUCGCGCUGCGCGACGUCGUGCGACCGGAUCCCGAGCGCACGCAGAAGCUGCUCUCCGCCCUCGCCAACUACAAGCGCUUCUGGGACCAGUUCUUUGACCUGGAGUCACAGUCGUUGGAGGACUACGCGAAGCUCGUCGAGUCAGAAUCCAAGCUCGAAAACGCCGAGACAUCUCUGUCGAGCGAGCUGCAGUGUGCGGAGGAGCGGCAGCGCGACGAGGACGCGGAGGUGGCGGAGGUGGCGGGGGAGGUGGCGGUGAUGGAGAAGGAGCUGCAGCGCGCCAAGGCGGAGGACGACGCGGCGCAGGAGGAGCUGGCGGCAACGAGGGGCAAACUGGAGCUGCUCGUGGAACAGGUAGCGGCGGAGAAGCAGCACGCGGGGAGCAUGGAGGAGGAGGAGAUGAACCUACGCAUGCAGAUAGUGGAAUCGCCGGAUAAAAUCAGUUUAGCGGUGGCGCGAGCAGAGGAGGCGAUGGAGAGUGAGAAGGAGCAGAGGGACGCAGUGUCGGCGAAGAUGAGGGAGACGCGCAAGAAGGCAGACGUCGUCAGAAGGGCCCUGGCGGAGCUGCAGAGCCGACUGCAGCAGAUCAAGCAAGCCGACCAAGAGGCAACAGCAGCGCACGAGUUGAAGCGGCGCGCAGCUGCGAGGCGGGCAGAUGCGGAAGAAGCCCGGCGGCAGCUGGCGGCAGUGGAGGAGAGCGUGAAUCAUGAGAAGGCCAGGGAGGCGGAGUGGAAGGCGAGGGCAGCGGCGCUGAAGGCAAGCAUAGAGGAGAGGAUGGUGGAGGUGCGGAGGAAGCAGGAGGACGUGCGAGUGGUGGAGCAGGGACUGGCAGAGGAAGAGGAGCUCUUUCUCGCUGCCAAGGCCGAGGUGCAGGGCCAGCUUGAGCAAGUCAGGCGAGAGGACGAGCGGUGCCAGGAGCAGCACCGGCAGAAGCUGGCGCAUGUGGCCAAGCUAUUCAAUACACUACAGUCACAGGUGCACUCCUUCCACCACCGCCUGGCCGCAUACAUCGAUCCCAAUGCUGAGAGCACUGCGGCACCCCCUGCUGCUGCGGCACAUGACCCUCUUCCAACGUCAUCUGAGGCCUGUGCGUCUGAUGGCCAUGACACACCUCCCAGCACCCCCGUGCAAUCAACUGUGGUGUCGACAACCGCUGCAGGUGGGCUGAGUGUGGUGGGUCCGGUGCAUCUGGCACUGUCCACACCGUGCUCUCACUCUCACCCUCCACUCUCCAGCGUGCAUGGAGUGGAGGUGUGACGUGCACUGAGGUUGGGAGUCUGCUGCUCAGAGCAGCGAUAUAACAAGCAUAUUAUAACUAGUUAGACAGCCUGUUCCCAUGUCCUCUCACCCUUGCCUGCAGUUGGUGGUAGAAUUGGAACCAGUAUAGGGUGCAAAUACAUACAGUUUGCUGCCCUUCUAAUCCCCAGAUGAUGGCCCCUUGCGCAAGUACGGUAGUCUCACAUGCGUGGCUGUUGUGAAUAACUCGCGUGAUUUCUACAGCGACUAGCGGAAUUGAGCAUAAGAUGCGAGACUAUUGAUGAUGAUCGCUGUUACUAUCGUAUGAUAAAUUCACGUA
Molecule: messenger RNA, 2040 nt
Organism: Closterium sp. NIES-67
Lineage: Eukaryota; Viridiplantae; Streptophyta; Zygnematophyceae; Desmidiales; Closteriaceae
Source: the annotation of a GenBank genome assembly